Molecule: messenger RNA, 1209 nt
Organism: Plasmodium gonderi
Lineage: Eukaryota; Apicomplexa; Aconoidasida; Haemosporida; Plasmodiidae
Product: endonuclease
Exons: 1
Coding region: 1-1209 (402 amino acids)
Molecular function (GO): DNA binding; 5'-3' exonuclease activity; 5'-flap endonuclease activity
Source: RefSeq, a predicted model, not a curated record
AUGACCAUUAAAGGAUUUGUCCAAUUUGUAAAUAAGAAAAUUCCGAAUACCAUCAAAAGAAUAGAUGAUAUAAAAAGUUUCACGGGGAAAAAAUUCAUAAUUGAUGGGACCUUUUUCAUAUAUAAGUUUAUGUACGUUGCUUGGAAACAUAUAAUUAAUGACAGAAAUCGUGAACGAAAAUAUAAAGCUAAUGAAUUGACAACACAUAUACUAGUAAGGCAAUAUAUUAUUAAAAAAAGUAUAGAAUUAUUGAAAAGUCAGUAUGAAUAUUUUAAAUCAUUAAAAAUUAACACACUUUAUAUUAUUGAAGACAUUGGGGCUAGGUAUGAAUUACAACCACUGGAUUAUAAAUGUAAGAAACAUGUAUGGAAAGAAAGAGAUUCUCUGAGGAAAAAAAAAAAUCUCUUUGACAUUUUAAACAUAGAUAUGUCCAGAGGUGGAGGUGGGAAAAAUGGAGAGUCCCUGAGUGACACUAUUGUUGGAAAUUCUCACAAAAAUGGUGGAGACACAAUACAAAAUACUAACACUGGUACGAACGGAGGCAUGAACAGCAGCACAAGCAGUAAUAAACCAUUUUGUGAGCGUAAGAGCAGUCUCAGCAGUAUGUGCGAAAGUAAGAACUCGAAAAAAUGCAAAAUGGAAAUUAUUGUUGAUGAAGAUGGUAUUCACGAUAUAUUUAAAAAAAAUAUUUUUAUAAAAAUUAAUUCUAAAACAGCGAAUGAUAUUUAUAAUUAUUUGUCCAUAGAGAAAAUACCAAUUUUUAUAACAAAAAAUGAUGCAGAAAAAGAAUGUGCAAUUCAAUGUUCUCAUGAAAAGGAUAUUGUCGUGUCCGAUGACACUGAUGCUUUGGCAUUUGGAGCCCCUAAUUUAAUACGUUUUAUAAUGAAUAAAAAAAAAAGACAUAUAAUUAACAAAGAUGAGCUUCUUAACGAAUUAAAUAUAAAUUAUGAACAGUUCAUAGAUUUUUGUAUAUUAUCUGGCUGUGAUUAUAGCGCUAAAAUACCAGGCAUUGGCCCUGUGAAAGCGCACGAAAUUAUUAAAAAAUACAAAACUAUAGAAACAUUUUUAAAGUCUAAUACUUUUAACAAAUAUAAAAAUUCCAAAUUGUUCAAUCAGAAACUAAAUGGAAUAUCCAUGUCAUUUAACGAUUACAUUCUUAACGAGUUUACGUAUGAACAGGCAAGGAAGGUCUUUUUUAAUUCCUACUGA